AUGAUGCCUGGAAGAAUUGGUCAUAUGCCGAUUGCAGCUGAGAAUCCCUUAGGUCUGUCAUGGCACGACUCGGCCUGGAUUCCAUCGUUAAAUCCAUCUAAUAUUAUGGAUUAUUUUUCGGAAAGGUCUAAUCCUUUCUUUGACCGCACAUGCAAUAAUGAAGUUGUUAAAAUGCAACGACUCAGUAUGGAUCAGUUACAAAACAUGACGGGAUUGGAAUAUAUAUUACUUCAUGUGCAAGAGCCAAUUUUAUAUGUUAUAAGAAAACAACACAGACAUAGCCCUGUUCAAACAAUACCUCUUGCUGAUUACUAUAUAAUUGCAGGAAUAGUUUAUCAAGCUCCUGACUUAGCAAGUGUUUUAAAUUCAAGAUUACUAUCUGCCGUCCAUCACCUCCAAUGUUCAUUUGAAGAAACAAUGGCAUAUUCAAAAUAUCACCCUAGUAAAGGAUAUUGGUGGGAUUUCAAAGCCAAUAAAUCAGGUCCUUUCAACAUUGGACAAUCUGCUCCUAAAGAAGUUGCAAAUACACCAAAAGAAGAACCUUCCACAUUGUUUCAACGGCAAAGAGUAGAUAUGUUAUUGGCUGAAUUAGUAAGACAAUUUCCUCUACCUGUUACACAAGCUGCUGCAAAUCAAAAUGGGGUCACAGUAAAAACUGAAAAUACUAGUGAAAAAAGCUCAGACAAAACAGCAGAUGGAAAUUUAAAUAAUAUAACUAUCAAACAGGAGCCCAUAGAUUCCAUGACUCCUGAAAUGACUAAUGGUAAUAUGCCACACAUGGAAAUAAAAACAGAAAUUAAGCAAGAAAAUAUGAAACCUCCUCCUGAAAAGAAACCAAGAGUAUUA
Molecule: messenger RNA, 846 nt
Organism: Brenthis ino (lesser marbled fritillary)
Lineage: Eukaryota; Metazoa; Arthropoda; Insecta; Lepidoptera; Nymphalidae
Source: the annotation of a GenBank genome assembly